Messenger RNA from Arabis nemorensis, 276 nucleotides. NCBI's taxonomy places the organism in Eukaryota, Viridiplantae, Streptophyta, Magnoliopsida, Brassicales, Brassicaceae. The record is from the annotation of a GenBank genome assembly.
AUGAGCAUAUCCAUCUUAGAAUCAUCUCCUAGUGAUGUGAAAACACGAUGGUUCCGAGCGUUUGAGACGGUUGAAAACGGCGGGGAAGAGCCUCUUAUAUUGCUAUUGAUCGAAAAUAUACAUCUAAGUAGAAAAAGUGGUGAGAUUGCCGACAAAAGAAUAAAAUGUGUUGUGGAGAAAUGCAAAGAAAAGAUUGAUGAACAACUAUGUCAAGGUGGAUCGAGCCACCCAAAUCAACUUACCAAAAAAACCGAGAUCAAUGUUGUAGUGAUGUGA